AUGUUGACGAAAAUCGCUUUAUUAGUAAUUUGCUUUAUGGGUGCAAUUAAUGCACUGCCACAGGACAAAAUCGUUGGUGGUCAAUUUGCUGAAGCGCACCAAUUUCCGUACCAAGUUGCUUUGUUCUACCGGAACAGUUUCCGAUGUGGGGGAUCCGUCAUAGAUUCCCAGUGGGUUUUAACAGCCGCGCACUGUAUUCUGGAAGGAGAUCAGCAGGUAACUCCUAGUAAAUUGGAAGUUUUAGUUGGAAACUCCGACCUCAACAGUGGAGUCAAAAAAUUCGCAGUGUCCAACACAUUUGCCCACGAAUUGUACGGAAAUUUCGAAAAUGAUAUCGCCCUUAUAAAAAUCAAGAAGCAGUUCACGUUUGAUGAAACCGUACAGAAAAUCCAGCUCUACACUGAGGAACUAGAGGAAUCGACUACAGUGAUUAUUUCCGGCUACGGUCGUAUCGGAACCAACCAAGCUGCUUCGGAGCAGCUGAAAUACAAUACCAUGUUCGUAGUAUCGCGUAAGGAUUGCUCGUCCGAAACGGGACUCAAUCAGAACGGACUUAUUUGCCUCAACAACGAGCCGAAUAAUGGGGCCUGCAACGGUGACUCUGGUGGUCCAGCAGUGUACGAGGGCCAAUUGGUAGGUGUAGCAAACUUCGUGUUGAGCGAAUGCGGAACCCGCCAUCCCGACGGAUAUGCCAAGGUUGCUUCCUAUGUUGAUUGGAUUGAACAAACAAUUGCCGAUAAUUGA
Molecule: messenger RNA, 744 nt
Organism: Sabethes cyaneus
Lineage: Eukaryota; Metazoa; Arthropoda; Insecta; Diptera; Culicidae
Product: serine protease SP24D-like
Exons: 2
Coding region: 1-744 (247 amino acids)
Biological process (GO): proteolysis
Molecular function (GO): serine-type endopeptidase activity
Source: RefSeq, a predicted model, not a curated record